AUGGAUUUUACUUCUGAUUUGAUGUCUGGAGAAAAUCAUUCCUCCAUUAGAUCUCCAACCAAAUCAUAUCAUCAUCAGGAUGCUUCCAAGUCAGAGUUGGGUAGUGCGUUGCAUUCAUUUUCAAGUAAUUCAAAUCUCGGAUCUGAAUUACUAAAUGAAGAAGAUUUGAAAAGAUUUAAAUUGCAAGAAGAGAAAGAACAAUUAUUGAAUGAAAGAAAUACAUUGCUUCAAGAAAUUAAGGAAUUAGAAGAGAAGAAACGAAACGAUAUUUCACAUGCAAUUGACAAAGAUAUUACGGAUGAAGAAGGAGAGGAAGAAACAAAUAGUAAUAUCAUUGAUGAGAAUGCGUUGCAACUUUUCAAAGAUAUUCUAGCAUUAAAUAAUGAUGAAAAGAAUAUUAAAAUAUUACCAGUCUUGAAUUUGAGAAGGCACUUGAACUAUUUGCGGCUAUUCACAUAUCCAUUUAUACGGUUAUCCAUACGAUCACAUGAUGAUGUUACAAAUAAAAUGACUAUCGAUUUAAGAUUUAAUAGAAUGGUAGAAGAUAGUUUGAAACAAUUUACUCUUACAAUCGAGUUAAAAUAUUAUAGUAAUAGCUCAUUAGAGAUAGAAAAUUAUGAUAUUCUUUCUAUUUCCCCUCAUGAUAGUCCCGUAUUGUACAAGAUUUGUCAACAAAGAAACGCUAAUGUAAUUGAUAGUAAUUUAGUAAUUUUACAAUGUUACGAGUAUGAUAGACUUCAGUACAGAAGAAAUGAAAUAUUACAAUCCAUUAUCAAAGAGAUCAAAUCAACAAGUACGAAUGAUAUACAAUCUACUGAAGACGAGAAUAAAAUUCGAUUCAACAUGGUACGAACAUACAAUGAUGUUAUAGACAACGAUACAUUAGUUAUAUAUGCACGAGACAUUGAAUUAUCAAUAGCUUAUGAAAUUAAAACGAAAGUCAAAUCAUUACGAUCUGGGAAUGAAUUAAUCGUCCCAUGUACCGUUUUACAUGUAAUCUUAAAGAAGAAUGGUGAUAUAUUAGGUAAAAUUGAUGCAGAUGAAAUCACUUAUGAAUUAGUAAAACAGUUUGGGGUAUUAAAAGGAUUAACUAAACUAUAUAAACUAUGUUUCUCUAAAUAUGGAACAAUAUAA
Messenger RNA from Naumovozyma dairenensis CBS 421, 1134 nucleotides. It is a transcript of the gene CTF19, whose product is annotated as Ctf19p. NCBI's taxonomy places the organism in Eukaryota, Fungi, Ascomycota, Saccharomycetes, Saccharomycetales, Saccharomycetaceae. The coding region runs from base 1 to 1134 and encodes 377 amino acids. The transcript has a single exon. The record is from RefSeq and is a predicted model, not a curated record.